This is a messenger RNA of Pyricularia grisea, 392 nucleotides long. RefSeq lists its product as uncharacterized. The record is from RefSeq and is a predicted model, not a curated record. The annotation marks the transcript as partial. The transcript has 2 exons. NCBI's taxonomy places the organism in Eukaryota, Fungi, Ascomycota, Sordariomycetes, Magnaporthales, Pyriculariaceae.
UGCAACCAUCUCAUUUCGCUCAACGACCCUCCCAACCUGGGACUUCAUCCUUCUGCCUGUGCACACCAUGCCGUUUCUGCACGAAAUCAACCCACACUUAUGUGCAGCUCACUGCAGGUGAUUGAUUUGCGCGCCCUUGCAGCAUCCCUCCGCUCCCUCCCGGUCCCGAAUCCAGUUUGCUCGCUCGCCUGGUUGGGAUCACGACUCGUCAUCGCAACACGCCCUACAUGCACCUCGUUGCAAGAAAACAAACAAGAAAAAUACUUCUUUAGCGAUAAAUUUGGGCAAUCGAUCGAGUUCAGCUGAACAGGCCCUCUAAAUUAGCAUGCCGUACAUGCGUAACAGUAAGCAGGCAGCAACCUGCGAUGUCGGUAGAAUGCGCAAGAAUAGGU